AGCGAGGAGGGAAGUUAACGCUGCCAACAACGCCAGGACACGGCUUUUCUCCAAACCAAAUAAACUAGUGAAGGCGAGGGUAAGAAUACAUGCCGCUGCGAAUCACGAAAUAUAUCUUUCUUUGAGCGGAAGUGUCUGGAAUUGGACUAAGUAAGAAGACUACAGUGGACUGUAAGAACAACAAGCUGCGGUGACACUCGCCCGAGCGACCGCAUUUGAAAAGACGCACAGGCAACCACAACGAGACUCUGAAUUUGUGCGGAAAGGUGCACCCGGUGAAAAAAGACCUCACUUUGGCGCGUUGGCAUCUGAAUUGCAAGUUCUCUAAUGCCAUGUAGAAGCCGUGUCAGUGGAAAGCCGGGGUUUUUGGGUCAAGAGAUGAGCAAAAAGAUAUAAGCAUACAGUAUCAGUCUGAGUCCACAGUUAGUGGUGAGUUACGGAGGCAUUUUAAUUACUCAUCGCUGGACUCUUAUUAAUCUGAGUUUAGAAGUUUUAUUGAAGGCAAAGACGGGCAGCUCAUAGUUACGCUACUCAGAAUUUCUUGUUUUCCGUGGAUGUAUGCAUGUGAAUCUUAUGUGGGAUGCUGUCUUGAGCAGAUCAGAGGGCAGGGACAAAACAGAAUGCCACCAGAGCUAUAAACGGCACAGUGAAGAACCGACACAUCGUGCUAGACCAGAAGUGUGAAGAAAAGAAAAUUGGUGUCAGCAGAGGAAAGCUGAAUUGCUUUAGGUUUAUAAGCAUAAUUCGAAGUCCAGAGUGAGGAGGAACUGCGGUUCAAAGUCCCUCGUUGAUUUUAUUCCGUGUUCCAUUAAUUUCCGAAAGCAUCCUGGGAUCAGCGUCUCUUGACUGUAUGCGCCUUGCAUGCGCUCAGACAAUCAGCGACUGAAAAACUGUUCUCUCAACAUAUGUGUAUAUGCAUAUACAAUAACAAAACAUUGAAAACUGGACUGCACCGGCAUUUUUCUCAUGUCUCCGAGGCUGGAAAACAAAGAUCAUUAGUGUCGCGCAUCGGAGUGGCUUAGCAUUACGCAGUGGAGUUUUCCAUCGCGUUAAAAAUGAACCAACCUCAAUGAAGUUCUCAGGAUGUAGUGAUUUAAAUAUAGGUUUUGACGAGCACACAUUUGGAACAUUAUUUUAUUUCGGUGGGUUAGUAGGAAAAUUGUUUCGGUCAAAUUAGUGCGCAUCAUGUGAAAAGAAAACACUAGAAUGACUUUUCAAAGCUGAAAACACGCGACAACGCCGAACAAGGGUUUAUAUCUUUUUGGAAUCGAUGUGUUAAUCAACAUUUACACCAGAAGUCUGAUAUCGCAUCCUGUUGGGGCGAGGGCGGAGCAUCUAAUCAUUCUGCCUUUUGGCUGGACUGCAACCACAGGGACUGGUCGAGGUUUUGACAGAGAUCUGCAAGUAAAAGUUACCGGAAAAUGUAUUGCAUCCGUCACCUGCAGGUGCUGACACUCUGGAUUAUCUGCAUCUCUGGGGCUGGUGCAGAUCUGACCUGUGACGCUUUGCUCCUGCUGGCGGGAAACUUGACGUUGCGCUCUUUGGCAUCAUGGAAUCUGACCACAACUUCAAGCAAUAUCACAGGUCUCUUCUGCAACAUGUCGAUAGACGGGAUAGGAACCUGCUGGCCCCGGAGCCGCGCGGGAGAGGUGGUGACGCGUCCCUGUCCGGAGUUCUUCUACGGAGUGCGGUACAACACUACAAACAACGUGUACAGGGAAUGCCUCUCAAAUGGGACCUGGGCGAUGAAGGGCAACUACUCGCAGUGCCAGGCCAUACUGAAUGAAGAGAAAAAGAGCAAGCUGCACUACCACAUAGCAGUGAUCAUAAACUACCUGGGCCACUGCAUCUCCCUCGGUGCCCUCCUGGUGGCCUUCAUCCUCUUCAUGCGCUUGAGGAGCAUCCGAUGCCUGCGGAACAUCAUUCACUGGAACCUGAUCACCGCCUUCAUCCUGCGCAACGCCACCUGGUUCGUCGUUCAGCUGACCAUGAACCCCAAGGUCCACGAGAGCAACGUGAUCUGGUGCCGGCUGGUCACAGCUGCUUACAAUUACUUCCACGUGACCAACUUUUUCUGGAUGUUUGGCGAGGGCUGCUACCUCCACACGGCCAUUGUCCUCACAUACUCCACAGACAAACUGCGCAAGUGGAUGUUCAUCUGCAUCGGCUGGUGCAUUCCUUUUCCAAUCAUUGUCGCGUGGGCCAUCGGCAAGCUGUACUAUGACAACGAGAAAUGCUGGUUUGGGAAGCGAGCAGGUGUUUACACAGACUACAUCUACCAGGGCCCAAUGAUCCUAGUUCUGUUGAUCAAUUUCAUUUUCCUCUUCAACAUCGUCAGAAUUCUCAUGACGAAGCUCAGAGCCUCAACCACAUCGGAGACGAUACAGUACAGGAAAGCUGUGAAGGCCACUCUAGUCCUGCUGCCUCUUCUGGGCAUCACCUACAUGUUGUUCUUUGUCAACCCCGGAGAAGAUGAAAUCUCACAGAUUGUAUUCAUAUAUUUCAACUCAUUUCUGGAGUCAUUUCAGGGCUUCUUCGUGUCUGUGUUUUACUGUUUCCUGAACAGUGAGGUGCGGUCGGCGGUGCGCAAAAGGUGGCACCGCUGGCAGGACAAGCACUCCAUCCGGGCGAGGGUGGCCCGGGCCAUGUCCAUCCCCACCUCACCCACCCGGGUCAGCUUUCACAGCAUCAAGCAGUCCUCCGCCUUGUGAGGGCCACAGAUGGUAUGCCGCCCGCCAGCCAGGGAGAAAACAGGGUACAUUCUCGUAACGUCUGUAGUAACGUGGAGACGCAGAAGAUUAAAAGAAGAGAGAGGAAAAGAGAACUGCAGAGACGAAAGGACAGGUGAAUGUUGGGGCCUCUCUUUUUCUGAGCACGCUGGCGGGUCCGCAUCACCGAAGCAAGACAGAUCACAAGUCAGGGAAAAAAAGACAAUUCCAAAAUGCUCUGAUCAUGGUAGUUUUAUUGAAAGGAUUAUUUUUUUUUGCCUGUUGUUUUAUGGCCAUCUGAUCUAUUGGAUUUACUCAGUUUUUGUCUCCCCCUUUGGGCAGUAUUGCAUUCUGACAUGGAUGAUCCCCUUCAAGCUACACCCCUAAACAACUUGACUGUGGCUAUAUACUAAGAGACUGAGACCAUAGUGCAAGGGAAGUUUUACAGACAAAAGUGAUAACAGCUUCUGUCCAUAAACCAAUGUUUUUUUUAUUUUUAAUUAUAUACUUCCCAUCAUUAAUAAGGAAUCAUUUAUAAGUUGAACCCACAUUAGCAUUGAACAGUGAAAACAACAUUUUAAGAACAUAGUGGAGAGCCAGCUGUUAAUGGUAAAAGUGAAGUAAUUCCCACUAUUUAUUCACCAGUUGUAAAGUAGACAUCAUAAUAUAUCACAUUAAAAUGCUAUACAUUCAGUAUUAACAUGCUAUAUACCAUAGACUACAGGAUGUUGCACAAAUGUCAGACUGUAAUGCUAUAAGUCAGAAUGUGGUGUUGGUACAGAAGGACACAGGUCCACCUCUUUGAGUGAGAGGUUACAAGAGGUGACCAUAUUGACCCCUCACUGCUUGGCAGAUUGGCACAGACAGCACAGCAACUGGACGAGGUACAGCAGGGAAAACAAAUGCAAUCAUGACUGCAUUGUUCAGGGACAGUCUUCUGACCCAUGGUCAAAUGAACUGUGAAAUCAUAUGUAUAUGUGCACAAGGCCUUCUCUUGCCGUUUAGUUUCUGCAAAGGAAAGCACUUCCUUUUUCCUGCCCUGGGUCAGUUCAGACCUCUCACUUCAUUCGCCUCGCUUUACCCCGGGAUUUGAUCGUCAUGCUCAGAGAAAGAUGCUGUGACCGGAGGGAGAGGAGAAAGAGCUGUGGUCUUACCAUCCGUAAUGAAUUUCAUGCCUGCUUAAUGUUAGGUUUGGAGGCACGUACAGUAUCAUAUGCAUCAAAACAGAUACUUUUGCACAACACCAUAACCUUCUCAAGUGAAUUUCUGUAACCAAGUGAAUGUCAUUUAACACACACAUGUGCAUACAUAUCUACACACACACACACACACACACACACACGCAUGCACACACGUUGUUGCAUUUUAGAAUUUAACAUUUCAGCUGGGUAGCACUGAGUGAUGGCUCCGUAUGAAUCAGAGGUUUAAUGACAUAAAGAAAGGCAUUAAUUCACAUUAAGCAGAUAAAGCAAAGAUUUGGCACAACCUCCUUCAUUAUGAUGCAAUUAGAACAUUUUCAGAACUUCUCCUCAGGUCCUUGCAAGACAUACUCAAUUUCAUCUUGAUGCCUGCAUGUCAGCUGCUGAGCAAUUUAUAUGCUAACUUUAUUUGUAGAAGGUGAGCUCAUGCACUUUGUCAGUACACUUUCCAGAUUGAAAAAGUCCCCUAUAUACAAUACAUCCAAUGGAUAAACUGAGUACACCUGAGAACCUGCAGGCAAGUAAAAGUGUUUCAUGCAGUCGCAAUUUUCCUGACAGUCAAUCCUCAGCCUCUGGCCCACAAACUGUUGUACCUCAGCAACAGGUUACCACUAUGUAUAUGCGAACCUGGGUGGCUUGUCUUUGGCAAAAUGUAAAAUGCGUUGAUUGCUAGAUAGGUAAACCCAAAGCAUUGACCCUUUCUCAAUUAGCGGUUGCUCUCUGUCUCUCUCCUUCCCUUUUUGAGGAAUGGCUCGAGUUGAAAGGUAUGUCAGUGUCGUUCGGUGGUCCAGAUCUCUGAGGUGGUUUUUUAAUUGGUCACUGUGAGCACCAGUUCGACAGAUUCAUUUGCACUCUGCACACCAGAUCCUCCAACACAGCUGAAACUGGAAACUGCAAUUAGCUCACAUACAUCCAAGUAAAUGAGGUUCCUGAUUAAGAAAGACAGACGUGGAGCUAUUUUAAACACUGCAUUUACCACAGAGGCAAGUCAUGCAAAGUUUUGCAAUGGUAGCUUUACUUCAGUGUUAUACAUGACAACUGCUGUAUUUUCUGUACAUUUCCAGCAUUAGUACAUACCCAUUACCCCAUCUUCUUUUAAUUUUUGUGGCUGUCCCUUUUCUUAUAUAAAUGUUUUAACUGGCAUGUUUUUGUGCCUGAAUAACUUACAAAACAUGUCAUUGCCUCCAGUUAAUGCUUCUUUAGAGGCAUAUUUGCAUGUCAAUGAAUAAAUUCAUUUAAAAUAAAUAAGAUAAAUUAAAUGGUUGAUGCAAGUUCCAUAUAAAAAUCCUACAAAGUGCAUUUCUGCUGUAAUGUCACAGUUGCCUUAUCUGUGAGCCUCUCAGAUAUUGUACUAAUGAAAUCCUCCCACAUGUUAAAAUUUUGCAUUAACCAAGUGACAGCUACAAAAAAUGCAAACAAGAAUAAUAAUGUACAAUUAUAAUGAAGAUAUUACAGAACACAUAAAAUAAAAUGAUAACAAUUAUAUUUUUUUUUCUUUCAGUUGUAUAAAGAUGACUCAUCUUCAAUGCCUAAACUCUAAAUUCACAUUUUCCGCAGAAGUCUAGUUUAUUAGAUGUAUUGGGUUAGUUUGAUUAAUUAGCUGGUGUCCGCUGGGAGCUGACAGCAAGGCAAAGGUGUACUGCAUCAUAGAAAUGCAUUUCCCACCAUCUGUAAAUCUUAUGUCCAUCAUUCCCCCUCUGACAGACAGAUUGUCAGACAGCUAAGGGGGUCAGCCCCAGGUGGCACUCCCUUCAGAGGAGACAGGGGAAGAAUAAACUGAUUAAUUACUGACAAAUUAAUUAGUUUAUUCUCAAUUAAACAGAUUCAUGUGAGAUAAUGACAGGGUUUGCCCAUAAUUCUGAAUGGCAUAAAUGCAUCACUGCAUUUUCGUGUUUUCUGAUGAACACUGUUAUUAAUAUAGGACAUGAGUUGUGGAGAAGGAGGAACAGCUUGUGUGAUACCCCUGGUGGACAUACUGAUAUGCCUUAAUAUAGGAUGCUUGAUUUAAAAACACCACUGAUGUCUCAGCUGAGGUGUACAGCAUGUGACUAAUUAAAUGGGAUUGUUGGGAAGAAUUCUUGGCUAUUUUGCCUCCACAUCAGAGAGAAUGUGUGACCAUAGGGGGAAGCCGAGGGUGGAAUGGGACCUCACAACCUCUCGAGAACAUGCCAUAUACAUAUUUAUGAAAGUGUUCAUGAAUAAAUAGAAAGAUAAAUCGUAAACAAUUAGAAGUAUAUAUUCAUGGUAGUCUUGCUUGUUCCCCCAGGCGCUAGCAUGCCUCUUUGAAAGCCUGAAAGAAAACAACAAACUCCUUCAUUAUUGUUAAUAUGACACAUCACGCUUUUUCUUUAGGAAGCAACCAUUUUCAGACUGCUUUGCCACUUGUGAUAGAUACAAAAUGAUUUUCACUCUGUUUGGUGUCAGGAAAGAUGCUUGGAAAGAUGAAGUGAAUCCUGACAAGUGACCACUUCUUCCACUUCCACUUCUUCAAAAAGAAUUGUAAAAUAGGUUUCCAUGUAACAGCCCGAGACUAUUUCACAAAUGGAAAGCACACCGUAAGGAACGCUACUGCAUUCAAUAAUCCUAAACAAAGACAUGCCAUGCAAUUAUUGUACCUCAUAGAGGUAAAGACAAAUCCAUCUUGCUGUUUGGAAUUGGAUGCCAAUCCAAGUGAUUUGUCCUGAAACAUUUAUGUUGACAUUCCUUGAUCCUUUUUUGGAGAGAAAAAUAAUCUCUUCUCUUUUCAGAGCAUGUAACUUCUUGUCAACUGUAGCCCCAUCGCUCAAAUGAAAGAGGAUUACAAGACAUUCAGUUGUAGACUGCUGAUGGUGAAAGUAAAAAGAAUUAUCCCUGUCAGCUCUAGGGUAAGAAAGGAAGGUAUUGUGUGCAGGGAAGACUUGAUGGAUACUUGCCUCAUUAUUGAACAGCACAGAAUUAUGGGUAGAACUGUGAAUGGGGAUGACAAGAGAGAAGAUGUAGGCCCGAUUGUUGCUGUGUCAAAAUAGACUGUCCUCCUAUUCUGUCAGCUGCCAGACUUAAAGACCAUCAUGCACUGCAGGGCUGUACCACAGAAGCUGCAUCAAAAGGCUAACUGUAAACUGCAAAACACCUUACCCGUUGGUAAUGUCCUCACCCGCCAGGGAUUCAAAAGCAAACUUUUUGUAAAACAAUCUAAUAAGUGGCUGCUAUGUAUUUCUGUGCAUUUACUAGCAACAGAAGCACAGCUUGGAGCUAAGUAUGUUCAGAGUCCCAGAGUAAACCACAUAUAUCACUCAUCAAAUCUUUGUGGAGUGUUUUGACUGGAUUCCAAACCAUAGAUUGUUCUUGUCAUAUAAACAUUGUCAAGGUCAUUAUUUAGAUGCAGCAGUAUUGAUUUGGGUGGGUUUAUAUUAAAUUUAAUCAUGUUUAUAGGCUAUUAUGUACAUCACUUACACAGAUGCUCAUUAAGCAUAUGAUUCAGUAUUCAUUCACGGUCUUGUGAUAAAAGCUAAUCAAUGUGAAUAGAAAGAGAUUUUUAUCAUUGAUAAAAAUGCAGUCAUUGUUCUGCGAAGGCAAAAUGUUAAAAUCCAAGUCCUGGCUCAAGUGCAACCUUAGUUCUGGACUGCAGUACCAUUUUGGGAAAUGACAAAUACUGGUAUUUCCAGAGUGUUUACGGAUAAGGAUAUGUAACUCUCCUCAAAGCUGAUGAAGGUGGAGAGAGAAGCACCUCAGCACUAAAUUUCCCAGGGGAGGCUGAGGUAAAAUAAAAUUUGUUUGUUUUACGUCAGCCUCCCCCUCUGUCUCAUUCCAUUGCCAGAGGAAUGAAGCAUUAAUUUGUUGAUGUCAUGACUUUAUUCAGACCUACCUGCAUGUGUAUCUUCUCUGUUACUUUUGGCAACACUGAUACCCUUCACCGUGAAAUAUCCAGCAUUUUAAUGAGUCUGUGCUGUUACAUAUACAUAUAUACAGUAAGACCUCUGAACAACUCUUCUUCUGCAAUUCUCUCUUUUUUAGAGAGAGAAUUCAAAUUUUCAGGAACAUAAUGGAAAAAGUAAUGAACUAUCCUUUGAAGGGGGUGUACCAUAACCACAGCAGAUGUGUUGUGAAUUCUGGUCAUGUGACCAAAAUAGGUUUCUGUCAGAUGUAUUGUAAUUGUAUUUGUCACUAUGCAGUUUGUUUGACAGUGACACACGCAAACUGAGUGUUAAUUAUCUUGUUUCUUAUUCCGUGUUCCAUUCGUGUUCCAUCGCAGAUAUGUCAUUGUGGUUGUCAAGACAACACUCCUUCUGUAUGAGCAGUGCCGCUUAUGAUGGGUAUUGCAUUAUUGUGUGGCACUCCAUUACAGUGAGAUAUAGCACCACUGUCAUUUUCCCUGCGCACUCCUUCAUGAGGCUUCAAACAUGUACAAGGCUAUAUCCAUAUCUCCCUGUGUAGCUACAUUAAUAAAACAAUGUCAAUUAGUGUUGCCUUUUCAGGCAUUUCUACUGCUAUUAUCUGUUGUGCUUGUGUAAAACUAAA
Molecule: messenger RNA, 8404 nt
Organism: Megalops cyprinoides (Indo-Pacific tarpon)
Lineage: Eukaryota; Metazoa; Chordata; Actinopteri; Elopiformes; Megalopidae
Gene: crhr1
Product: corticotropin releasing hormone receptor 1
Exons: 14
Coding region: 1422-2711 (429 amino acids)
Biological process (GO): adenylate cyclase-activating G protein-coupled receptor signaling pathway; cell surface receptor signaling pathway
Cellular component (GO): neuron projection; plasma membrane
Molecular function (GO): corticotropin-releasing hormone receptor activity; corticotropin-releasing hormone binding; corticotrophin-releasing factor receptor activity
Source: RefSeq, a predicted model, not a curated record